GCGCGCGGGGGGCGGCGCCUGAGCCUUGCUGCUGCUGCCUCCAUUCCGCCCUGCGCGCGUCUCCAUCCCCGUCUCCAUCCCCGUCGCCCCAGAGGCCGGAGGGCGCGCAGCAAAGGCCCCCUCGGAGGGGACGCCAGCCUCCCACAAGCAGAGGGAAAAAUCUUCCAGGAGCCAUGACCAAAGACGACUCGACGGACCUCCCUUCGGAGGAGGACCACCAGCCGCUGGAAUUCCAGAGCCCUGUCCUGGAGCGGAGGAAGAAAGCGAUGGUCCACCCUUCUGCCCCAGCCCCACUCCCCAAAGAUUAUGCUUUCACUUUCUUCGACCCAAACGACCCGGCGUGUCAAGAAAUCCUCUACGACCCCAUCACCACCGUCCCGGAGUUGUUUGCCAUCAUCCGCCAGUGGGUACCCCAAGUGCAGCACAAGAUCGAUAUCAUCGGCAGUGAGAUCUUGAAGCGAGGCUGCCACGUCAACGACCGCGAUGGGCUGACAGACAUGACGCUGCUGCAUUACGCCUGCAAGGCUGGUGCCCAUGGUGUCGGUGACCCAGCCGCUGCUGUGCGCCUCUCCAACCAGCUCUUGGCUUUGGGCGCGGAUGUGACCCUGCGCAGCCGUUGGACCAACAUGAACGCCCUGCACUACGCGGCUUACUUUGACGUCCCGGAACUCAUCCGCAUCCUGCUGAAGGCCUCCAAGCCAAAAGUUCUGAAUUCGACGUGUAGCGACUUCAACCACGGAACAGCCCUCCACAUUGCUGCUUCCAACCUGUGCCUUGGGGCCGUGAAAUGUCUCCUGGAACAUGGUGCCAACCCAGCCGUCAGGAACAGCAAAGGUCAGGCGCCGUCUGACGUGGUCCCAGACCCCAUGGACAUGACCUUGGACAAAGCCGAGGCGGCCAUGAUCGCCAAGGAGCUGAAGCAGCUGCUGCUGGACGCUGUGCCCUUGAGCUGCAACCUCCCCAAGGUCACCCUGCCCAACUACGACAACAUCCCGGGCAACCUCAUGCUCAUCUCCCUCGGCCUCAAGCUUGGCGACCGGGUCAUGGUGGACGCGCUGAAGUUGGGCACCUUGCGUUUCUGCGGCACGACGGAAUUUGCCAGCGGCCAGUGGGUGGGCGUGGAGCUGGACGAGCCGGACGGCAAGAACGACGGCAGCGUGGGAGGAAUCCGCUACUUUAUCUGCCCUCCGAAACACGGAGUGUUUGCUUCUGUGUCCAAGAUCACCAAAGCCGCUGAUCAGACGCCUUCGUCGGUGACCUCCACCCCACGAACCCCCCGCAUGGACUUUUCCCGCAUGACCGCAAAGGGCCGGAAGGAAAAAGACAAGGACAAGAAAGCUCUCCGGAAGAAGUCCUUAUCUGUUGGCAGCCUGGACCAUGAAGGACUGAAGAUUGAGAUUGGGGAUCACGUCCUGGUGGCAGGUCAGAAGCAAGGCAUCAUUCGUUUCUACGGGAAGACAGAUUUUGCCCCAGGCUACUGGUUUGGCAUUGAACUUGACAAGCCCACAGGAAAACACGAUGGCUCGGUCUUUGGAGUUCGCUAUUUCACCUGCGCCCCUAAGCAUGGAGUCUUUGCCCCGCCUUCCAGAGUGCAGAGAAUCGGAGGCCCCAAAGAUUCCCAGGGGGAUGGCACUUCGGCAAAGAAAGUCCACCAAGUCACUAUCUCACAGCCAAAGCGCAACUUCACAGCAGUCAGAACCCCAAAAGAUAUCACAUCGGAAAACUCCAUCUCUAGGUUACUUUUCUGCUGUUGGUUUCCGUGGAUGCUCCGUGCAGAAAUGCAGUCGUAAACCUACCUGCGGCUCCCUCUUCCCUUUUCCUCUGCUGUUUCUUCGCUCUCCAAGUAAUCAAAGACUGCUCUUCGGUUAUUUUUUGCCCUCAUCUCUCCUCCCCUGAUUGCCGUUCUAGUGAACCCCAGUGCCUUGUUAAAACAUAUUAACACCACCCCUCUAGUAGUUUGUGAGAAAUGCUAUACUUAUACCUUCCGUCCCCCGUUUCCUGGCACUCACUCCCAUGGGAUUUCGGCUAAAGCAGGUCUCUUCUGGCACCUCUUCGUUUUCCAGCCUAUUAAUUGGCACCUAAAAGCUCACGCAGUUAGUCGGCUCAGACGUCUUUAAAUGGAGGACAGAGCCCUAGGAGAUAAAUCUCUGCCUUCCUCCCCACUCGCCUGGUGCGUGUCGCAAAAGAUCCCAAACCCGCUGAAUUUCUCCUUAUGCCUGCUGGAAAAUCACACGUGCAGAGCAGAUUGCCUUGGUAGAAGCUGAACCCUCUUGCCUGAGACGAGAUUAAUGUUGUCUUCCCUCUGCUAUGCUCCGGUUCUGCCCUCUCCUCAUUCUAGCUUUCCCCUAAAAAGAGGGUGCCCUGGGCAGCCUGGUCCCUUGCGGUGCAGGCCUGUUCAGGGGCUGCUCAGAAGUAAGCCCCAUUGAGUUCACUAUUUGCAGGUAAGUGUGCUGAGCAGGAGCGGCUAACCCAUGGCCUACGGGUAAUAUCCACCUCCCCCAGCAAUUUCUGGUGGCCCCCACAGAGCAACUGGCUUCUUUCCCUCUGCCCCCCAGACAGGCGGGUAGUGCUGAUGAGUCCCAAAAGGCAAAAACCUGCCUUUGAACCCCAGUUGCUGGCAAUUGCAGGUGGGGAAGAGCGUUGCUGUGUUCAUGGCCUGUUUAUGGACUUCACGUCAGGGAAUCUGGUUGGCCCCUGGGGUACCCAGGACGCCCGGGCUCCCUUUUGGCUUGAUCCAGCAGGGCUUCUGAUGCCCUUAUGAGAGCGGGGAGGUUUCCAGCAAGCAGGGAGAGGGGAUAUCACCCCUUUACACCUUUACCCAAAGGGCCCCUUCUCUCUUGGGGCAGCGUCUUCAUCAAGAGGUACCGAAGAGGCUCAGGAAACAGGAGGAAGCCCUCCCAAGACCUCAGAAUGGCACAGAAGCAGUGCAGGAUGGCAGCUCGAAACAGCAAUGAAGCCUUCUCCAAGUCGUCUCCUUCCAGAUGCUUUGGACUACAACUCCCAUCGGCUCCAGCACUGGCCGUAGGACUGCUGUGGCCAAUGGGAGCACAGCUGAGCCCUCUGGGGCUGAUGGGAGUCGUAGGCCAAAAUGUCUGGUGAGUGAAGGCAAGGCAUUCUCGCUGACCCCCUGCACACAGACAGGAGCAGGAGAUAAAGUCCACAGUUUCCAGGGUCCUGACUUGUAGCAUCUGAGCACGCUGACUCCUCGGACAAAUUAGCUUUCUUUGCAGUUGAAGAAUAGCGACCUGUGGGGUGCAGAUGCAAGUCUCAUCUAAAACGUAGUGUGUGUUAGCAGCUGUGCUUAGCAUUCGUGUGAGUUAGCCUACAGCGAAGAGGAAACCACCCAGUGACAGCCUGUGAUGGUUUGUAGUAUGUGUAUCUCUGUGUGUAUAUUGAGCAUAUAUUUCCAGAAGUCACUUUUUCCUAUUAAAAAAAUGGGGGGUGGGGUGGGAGAGAAUAAAGAAAUAUUAUAACUUUCCUUUUGCCAGCCUGGUGCCUUCCAGAUGUUUUUGUUGCGCCGAUGGAAGCUGCCUCCCAAAACAUCUGGAGGGACCCAGGUUUGCAAAAGCUGCUAUAACUCACUGUUACUUCAACUCCAGCGUUCAUUAGCUGCAGCAUGUUAGCUAUUAUAAUCCAUCCCAGUUAACAUUUUUAAACAUACGGCUUUUGCUCAGAGGUCCCUACAUUUUAGCUCACUUGGAAAGGGUUUAAUCGAAAUAUUGGGACAGCAAGAGAGCACAUGGUAUCGGCCUAUCGGAGCAGUUCCUGAAGCUGGCAAGGUGGAGAGUUCCUGGGUUCGAAUAUUGCUGCAGUUAUCAGCAGAACUGAUCAGGAAUCAGGACGAGUGUUAAAAGUGGGAAAGCAAAAUCUUCAAAUCCAGCCACCCUUUGGAAGUUUUGGUAGAGGAAUCUCUGCAUCAGCGCUUUAAACGUUUUGAGAUUGUGGCUGCAAACCCAGAGUCAGAGAGCACGCAGUUAGAAAACAAAGCAGUGUGCAUAAUUUCAUCCCAGACGGAGCUGAGAUUCCCGUUCUUCCUCUCAGCUUGGAGAGGAGUAAGGGCAAGGCCUCCUUUCCCCACCUCCUGAGCAAAUUCCUUCCUCGCUCAUCUCUCUGCAUGGGCUCCCGUUUCCUUCCUUAUCACACCUGCAAGGUUCGUUUGGAGACUGCGGAAAGCAAUCCUGAGAAAAAAACAGGCCAAAGGGCUUUGGGAAGAUGACUACGAAUGCCACAUUCAGAAGUUUUCUGCCUUCAGCCUGUGCAGAAAUGCAACAGGUGCAGCCCCUUUUUUGGGGGGGAGACCAGGCUCCCAGUGAUGAUAACGCCGCACCUGUUGAAUUAGGGCUGCUUGGACAGCCACGUCCGGAGAGGAUGUUUGCAUUCCAGCAUAAAGACUCAAACCUGGAGAAACAUUUGGGGUCUUGAAGAAAGACUGGUAGGCCAAGAUUGCAGUCCACGCCUCUUGUCUUUCACCUUUCCCUCCAUGCUAAAUCCCCCCCCCAUUUUCUCUUUUGUUUCGAGAUGCCAAGGUACCCCCAAUCUUGCGUCAUCCUUUGGCCAUCAGCUUGCCAUCUCUCAGCUGUAAAUACACGACCUCCUCAUCCUUCACUUGUCCUUGUAACUUCCUUAUCACUCUGCAACCCUUCACUGACCAGCAAUAAAUAAACCUUUCAGUUGAUUUCAGCUUUGCGUUUGGCCACUAGGGGAAAUAACCUAGGCGUGUGUCCAUCCACCUCCCUUGUCGGAACCGGGGGUAGUAACUCUCCCGCUGUAGAAAUCGCAGUCGGGAUUGCGUAGUCUUCCCCAAACAUAGCAAUGACAACUUGCCACUGGCGUUACACCGGAUCUCAGUCACAGGCCUUCCCCGUGGCUUCCUGUGAGAUUCCCUUCCUUUUUAUGUAGAAACCACACUGGAUUGUGUUCUUUCUGCCUACAUGUAUAUUCUUUAUUUUUUAAACGAAACAAAUAACUUUGUAAACUGUCGAGUGAGAUGGCUUGCCGUGCCCUCUGCUGAGCUCUCUGUUGAAUCUUGCAUGAUUUCUGUCCUCCCUGACCCCCUCGUCCGCCCAGGCACACUGGAAGAAGGAAAAAAGCGGGGGGCAGGGGCCUUAGCAUGACGAAAAUAUCACUAUGCUAUUGCUUAUCUGUUAUUAACAAAUUAAUAAAAAGUGUUUCUAUGUG
This is a messenger RNA of Podarcis muralis (Common wall lizard), 5178 nucleotides long. It is a transcript of the gene CLIP3, whose product is annotated as CAP-Gly domain containing linker protein 3. Gene Ontology annotation, cellular component: microtubule plus-end; cell cortex; nucleus. The record is from RefSeq and is a predicted model, not a curated record. NCBI's taxonomy places the organism in Eukaryota, Metazoa, Chordata, Lepidosauria, Squamata, Lacertidae. Gene Ontology annotation, biological process: cytoplasmic microtubule organization. Gene Ontology annotation, molecular function: microtubule plus-end binding.